Messenger RNA from Thecamonas trahens ATCC 50062, 1125 nucleotides. RefSeq names its product inframe stop codon. The record is from RefSeq and is a predicted model, not a curated record. NCBI's taxonomy places the organism in Eukaryota, Apusomonadida, Apusomonadidae. The coding region runs from base 21 to 1085 and encodes 354 amino acids. The transcript is spliced from 2 exons.
CAGCUCACUCUGAAACAGCUAUGGCAACGGAACUCCGUGAGCGGAAGGGUGGUGAGGUGCCGCCGCCGAUGAUGGUGGCUGAAGACGUCCAGAUGGACAACAUGAGCAAGGAGGAGGUCAUGGAAAUUGCAGAAGACUCGGCGCCGCCGUUUCUCCUGCCUUAUAUCGCCAAGGUUGCCCCCGCGCUGGCGGUGCUCGGUACGAUCAUCGACGUUGUUGGCCCGCACGUGGAGAACGUCGCUGCUGCAGCGGUUGCGUUUUGGGCUGCCAUCCAGCCGUACCACCCAGAGGAGUUUGCGGUGGCCGGCCUUGGGUUCAUUGUCUGCUUCUUUGGCUCGUCGUUCAUGGUCUCGAUCGCUGCUGUAGAAGCCUUCCGCCUCUGCGGGUGGGAGACGACCCGCGACUGCAUCCUCUCGCUGUACGAGGACUACAAAAUUGUGCGUGAGGCUUACCGCAAGGACUCGCUCCUGGACGAGAACAAUGACGGCAUUGCCGAUGUUGACCAGAUCACCAAGAAGGAGCUGGCCUCGCGCAAGGUCCGGGUCAUUCUUCGGGCAUGCAACCCGGUCAAGAUCCAGCACGCAAUCGCCGGCAUCAACGCUGGCGUCAUCGCAGUUGUCGCCACCCUCAAGAUCCACUUUGCUGAGGCCAUCACCCUCGGCACCUCUAUCGCCUCCACGCUCGUCCGCGCCUCCAACAAGACGCUCAAGCCGUCGCUGCAGCGCAUUGUCGAGCCCGAGUACCACAAGUGGAUCGACCCGGUCAUCCAGUACGCCUGCCAGACCAUUGGCAUCUCCAUCGCCUACACGCUCCACCGUAUCAUCGCCACCUUCCACGCCGCCGUCAAGGGUGGCUUCCUCUUCACCAAGGGUGUCCUGCACUACGCCGAGCGCCGCGGCUUUGCCGCCGCUUCCAAGGUCGAGGAGGGCUCGCCGGCCUUUACCGGCAUGGCUCUGGCCGUUGCCGCCCUCGGCUUCUACUUUCAGGCAUCGUCCUGGUUUGGUGGCCUCCCCUUCCCUAUCAACAUCCUCCUCCUGCCGUUCACCAUCGUCGAGUACAUCCUCACCUGGAUCGUCUUCAACUGAUGGUGACCGAGCCCAUGAACAAAUCCCGCUCCCGGCUGCA